This is a messenger RNA of Apis mellifera (honey bee), 12191 nucleotides long. RefSeq names its product inaD-like protein. The record is from RefSeq and is a predicted model, not a curated record. Lineage: Eukaryota; Metazoa; Arthropoda; Insecta; Hymenoptera; Apidae. Gene Ontology annotation, molecular function: protein binding. The transcript has 38 exons. The coding region runs from base 231 to 8489 and encodes 2752 amino acids.
UCAAGUACUCGUUAGUUUGGCUCGUUAGUCAGCUGAUGGCAAAAUGCAAUUAAACGUUUCCUGUAAUAUUUCACGAAAUCUGUUGUAAUUUUUGUGCGUGAUCGUGAAAUUUGUUGAGAAUAAUCUGUUCUUAAUCUACUAACCUUCUAUUUCAAGUUUCCAAAGGAAUAUAGAGGGAUUUAUAAGAUUUUUUACAAUUAUUUACCUGAAACAAAUCUACCAAAAACAAAAUGCCUUUAAGUGCAGAUAUAUCUACAGCUCUUCAUUUAUUAGAGCAUGUGCAAGAAAGAGUAGAAGAUUGUAACGAUCCGAAGCUACAAAUGCAUACUACUCAAGACAUAAAAUCUUUAAUUUCUCUUCUGGAAGAUCCAGUAUUUCGUAGCAUAGUGACCAUUCAAGAUUCUCUGAUCGAAUUAAACACUCAACUAGGCCAGCAUCCAUCUAUUAUCCCUGGGGAUUUUGAUAUAAACAUCAGUGGACAACUUGAACUUUCUGUUCCUAGUACACCGGUACAACCACUUGGAUCAAAUGUAUAUCAAGAUCUAUAUCAAGAUAGCAGCGAACUAGAAGAUCAAAGAGUUCCAGUUGUUCCAUUGGUGCAUAGUAGCAGCGAAGAUACUAGUGCACAGGUUACAAGUCCAAGUCUUGUAUCUGAAGUUAUGGGAAUGCCUCCAAUUACAACAACGACAUAUGUUAAAGAAUUUAAGAAGGUAAUUGAAGCUGCAGCAAGAGGUCGUCAAGUGUUUACUGUGCAGUUGUAUAAACCAGAGGGUACAAGUUUGGGAUUUAGUGUGGUUGGUCUUCGCAGUAAGGAUAAAGGAGAAUUGGGUAUAUUCUUGCAGGAGAUACAACCAAAUGGCAUAGCUGGUUGCGAUGGCCGAUUGGUAGAGGGAGAUCAGAUAUUGGCGAUAGAUGGACAACCACUAGAUUCGAAUAUCUCUCAUGAGCAGGCAAUCUCGAUCCUCCAGAAGGCACGUGGUCUGGUCGAAUUGGUCGUAGCAAGAAGCACUCAAGACGUUGGGAGCUCUUUGCCGACGGAUGAGUUGUCCGGAGCAUCGAGUUCGACAGCGGCCGCGGGAGCAGGUGUGUCCAUCAUCGGCGGCGUUGUCGGCGGGACAACGAACCAGGCCAGCUCCGACAAGGAUCAAUCGGUGUCCACGUCGUCCGUCGUCACACCGGCACCGACCCCCAAGUCCAGCCAACCGGCGAGCACCGCCUCGGCGGCAACGCCGACACCGACACCGCCGACCUCCACCCCGGUACCUGGAGGCCUCGUUGUCGAAAGGAGCCCCUCCGCCGUCAGCGACGCCUCCAAGAGUGGCUCUGACAUGGUGCUGAACACGGAAUGGGCACAAGUUGAGGUAAUAAAUCUAAUCAAUGAUGGCAGCGGUCUUGGAUUCGGAAUCGUGGGUGGACGAAGCAGCGGUGUUGUCGUCAAGACAAUCCUUCCAGGGGGUGUCGCCGAUCGAGAUAAUCGGUUGCAGAGCGGGGACCAUAUAUUACAAAUCGGCGAUGUCAAUUUGCGGGGAAUGGGAAGUGAACAGGUUGCGGCAGUCCUGCGACAAUCCGGCACGCACGUGCGUCUCGUUGUCGCGCGACCUGUCGAACCAACCUCGCCGGAUUACCAGGCACUCGGCAGCCACGCUCCGAUCGUACCAACCAAGAUUCUGGGUGACCCGGAGGAGUUGGAUCGUCACCUGGUGCACAGCGUGCCGGAGACGUACAACAUGCGCCACGUGCAGCCCGACAGCGCGUACGACAACGGCUUCAUGUACUCUCAAGAAUCUGACGUCGAGAUGCACGCAAGGCCAGGUCUCAUCAUGGACGUAGUACGCAACCCAAUGCCAAUUGGAGCGAUGCCAGUGAUACCGACGGUUCCGGUGCAGAUCCCGGAACUUCCGGUCCUCACCAUGGACACCAUUGAUGUUAACUCACUGCCAGAAAUGGAACGAUUCACCGUCGAGCUUAAGAAAGAUAUUUACGGCCUCGGGAUUACCAUCGCUGGAUACGUGUGCGAGAAAGAAGAGUUAUCUGGCAUUUUCGUGAAGAGCAUCAGCGAGGGAAGCGCGGCAGACUUGAGCAACAAGAUUCAAAUAAACGAUAGAAUAGUGGAGGUGGACGGCCAUUCUUUACAGGGUUACUCAAAUCACGAGGCUGUGGAGGUGUUACGGCGUACAGGGCAAACGGUAGUCCUUUGCCUGGAGAGAUAUCUACGUGGACCAAAGUACGACCAGCUUCAACAGGCAAUAGCGGCCAGUGAACUGAGACUACCUCAACCGAGCUCUCCAUCCAUCACCAGUUUGCCAAGCUUCCCGAUUAGCGCGGAUGGGGAAACCACUACUGAAAUAGAACCUGAAGGAGAGUCGCAUACGACCGUGGACAGCGCGAUUCUGCAGGAUGGUGAUCGCGAAAGAUCGUCGGAUGAAUUAGAUGACGCCGCCAAUGUGGAAGCAUUGCUGAGCGAUCCAUCCAGCGAGCUUACGCCUCAAAUUCGUGCCGCCAUUAAGUCGAAAUGGCAGAAGAUCGUCGGCCCAGACACGGAAAUUGUGGUGGCACAAUUGAAGAAAUUCGCGGAAGGCAGUGGUCUUGGGAUAAGUCUGGAAGGGACUGUGGAUGUGGAGAACGGGCAGGAAGUGAGACCGCAUCAUUACAUAAGAUCGAUCCUUCCGGAAGGGCCUGUAGGACAAAAUGGAACGCUUCGUUCCGGGGACGAAUUGCUCGAGGUGAACGGAUAUCGAUUAUUAGGUAUCAACCACAUGGAAGUAGUUAGCGUGCUAAAAGAAUUACCCAUACACGUUCGAAUGGUUUGCGGAAGAAACAUCGCCUCUCAGGAUCCUCUUUGCCCUAUCGACACUGCUCAACACCAAGCCGCUUUCCAAACCAGAAGUAUCCUUGGAGGAUCUCUGCAAAAUUUGUUACCAACGAUGGACCGUCUGGUGAAAGCAAAGUCUGACGGCUCGUUGGCGUCGACGACGACCACAGCUACGGUGACGGAUGCCAGUUUGAACAAGAUGAAAUCGCGAUCUUUGGAACCGUUAACUGGUUUGGCGAUGUGGAGCUCUGAACCGCAGAUCAUCGAAUUGGUAAAGGGAGAACGGGGCCUUGGGUUCUCCAUUUUGGAUUAUCAGGAUCCAAUGAACCCCAACGAAACUGUGAUAGUAAUAAGAUCACUGGUGCCAGGUGGCGUGGCUCAGGUCGACGGGCAGCUGAUACCAGGAGAUCGUCUUCUAUUCGUCAACGACAUCGCCCUGGAGAACGCGACGCUGGAUCAGGCGGUGCAGGCGCUCAAAGGCGCCCCCAAGGGCACCGUGAGGAUCGGUGUGGCCAAGCCGUUGCCCAUUCCAGACAGUAUUGUCCAGAGGGUGCCGCCAAUUUGCCCCGUGAGACGCAGCAAAAGCUUCCCAAACGAGAGCGAAACGACCGAUCACGCAGCCGAGCUCGAGGACUUCCUCUCCUCCAGAUCAGGAGUGACGGAGCUCUCGAUGGACAAACCAAAUGGAAUAGAAUCCGAAGAAGAAGAGGAGGAGGAGGAGGAGGAUCACUGGAAAGACGCAUCGCCCAUCACGCCCACUUGCAGUCCCACCAAACACCCGUCCAAAACUAUCGAAGCAAGGACGAAAACGGUGGAAGUGGAGGUGCACGACUUCCAGCCCACCAGUCCCCUGGAAGGAAAGGACGUGAUCAUCAUCGACAGCGGCUCCACUCCCCCUAGCAAGAAGAUGGCGAUGAAGCGAGAAUCGACAGGCGUGGAGAAAGUAGCUCCGAAAGUGAAAUUAAAGAGAGAGCAGGUGGUGGAGGUAACGGACGACCUGGGAUCGCAGAGAAAAGUGCCUGGGAUCGUGGCUGGACCAUCGACGCAGGUGGAGAAACCUCGAGAGAAGAAAAGAGUAUCGACGAGCGACUCGUUGCCGGACAGAGGCGCCAAGAAGAAGACGUUGAGCAGGGAACAAGACAGAAGAUCCUCGAGAAGAAAGAUCGAGGAGGUGGACGAAUCUUUGGUGACGGAUAUCGUAUCGAGGGGAGGUGAGUUGGACAAGGUAUCCAGGAGAAAAAAGGGAGAUGGGGAGGAGACGACGAUAAUGAGAAGCAGGGAGGAGAGGAAGAGCCUGAGGGAGCAGGAGUGCAUCGAGAGAGUGACGGAAUUCCUGACCAAGCACAGCGUGUUGACCUAUCCAGAGCUAGCUCUAACAGGUGAUCAGGAGGAGGAGGAGGAGGAGCGAGCCACGAAGCCACCGCCAGAUGGCGACGAGCAACGUGUCGUCUCUCGUUGCCCGUCCAAUCUCCAGGAGAUCCAGGAAGCAACCGAGAGCUCGAGAGAGGAGCCUCCCCUUGCGAGGACGAGAAGCGUGAAGAGAAGCGAGGAUGGAACCGCGAGAACUCUUCCAUCCCCGUCCACGGAGAGAGCAGUUUCCACGCGGACAGUUGGCAAGGAAGCGGCCGUGACACCUGGCAAGCCUCCAGAAACUCGGGAGGAGGUUGUCAAAACAACGAUCCAACGGACGGAGGCAGACGUGCCGGCGACGAAACGUCGAAGCUCGAUGAGAAAGAGACCCGGAACAUUUUCCAGGGAAUCGUCGAGGGAGUCUCUGUUGGACGACACGAAGAAAGAGGUGAGGAUACAGGAGAACGUGGAAGAGUUCUUUUUCGAGGACACCAGCGAGCAGAUGACGGGUAUCGUCCCGGAAGUACAGUUGGUCAAGGCUAGGAUAAUCACUGCGGAGGAGGCGGCGGCGAAUAGGAUUGAGGAGGCGAUGAGGAUCGAGGUCCACUCGCCACCGGAAGUGGCGGUGGUCAACGCCGACUCGGUCAGAGUGAAGAGCGGAAGGGUACCGUCCCCGGAAACGGUGGACAUGUCCCAGUUGCAAUUGAUCAGUUUGGCGAAAUCCACGUCGGAGAAUACGUUGAUCGAUACGGUCGGCGAUGCGGAGGAGAACAAAGUUUCCGAGAGGAAUAUCAAGGCUGAGAUUUUGUUGGAUCUGUCCAAGGUGACGGACGUCGGGGGCGAGGGGGAGGAGUCGGUGGACGGGGAGAAGAAGGACAGAAGGUUGAGCAGAACAGGGAGCGAGGGGUCGAAGAGGAGCGGGUUGAAAGGUCAGGGGAGGCUGAGGGAGAGGGACGGUUUUAAAAUCGGCAGUUUGGCGCAGCCGGAUGAACCGGAACUCACGAUAUUGCUGGAGAACGAGAGGAGGAGGAACGUGGACGACGACAGAGACAGUUUGGUGGAUUUCGGUGUGGAGAAAGUAAUUAGGAGGGAGCCUGACCAACAACAACAACAACAACCACCAGUCGAGGAGGUUCCAUCGUCGUCGAGGAGGCCGACGAUUCUUCAAACAUCGACAAGAAGGCGGGAGGAACGCGACGAGGAGGGAGGGCGAGACAGGACCCGUUUAGAAUCGAGGGAUUAUGAAUCGAGAUCCAGCCGGGAGCAGAGGCGUCAGCUGGUCGAGGAAACGGUCACCUUCAAGCCUCAGGAGGAGGACAACAGUUUGAUCAGCAAGGAACACUCGUUGGAGUAUCAGAGCCAGACGCUCGAGAGUCAGUCGGAGAGUCAUCUGUUGCUCUCCGCCUCGUUGGAAAGUCUCCUGAGAUCGGCACCCGACAGUUGGCCAGGCAGCCAACACUUGGACAGAAACGAGGGAUCCGAGCGCAGCUUCAAAGGGACCCAGUACUCGCCCAAGGAGAGGCAGGACGCCCAGACCCAGACCGAGCAGGAGACAAAGAGCACCCAGUGCAGCCCGGAGCAGACGGGCAGUCCUACGCGCGAGGAGGAGAUCCCCACUGGUGAAAGCCCGUCCCGGGUUGCGAGGAGAUAUCAUCAGAGCCCGAGGCGAGAGGUCGAGACCCAGACCCAGGGGGAGAGCAAGAGCGUGCAGUGUUGCCUGGACGAGUUGGGCGAUUUGUCGAGGGUGCCGCAGGAAUCUGAAUACGACAGCCCGUCCAGGUCGGAGAGGAAGGAGUCGAAGAGCGUCCAGUGCCUUCCCGGUGACAUUCCAAUACCCGUGGUCGGUGUCUCGAGAUCGGUGAACGGUGGCCAAUCGUCGUUGAAUCGAAAAGAGGCGAAGAUCCGCAAGGAGGCCGAGGUUCAAACUUAUCAGGAGUCGAAGGCCAUCCAGUGCAGCGAUGACGAGCUUCUAGACGGCAAAUCGUUGGACGGUGUAGAAGAGGGUUUCAAGGGGAGGAAGAGGGGAGGAGGUAGUUCCGGGUCGUCGAGCUGCGGCUCGGUUUGCGAGCUUCCUACGCUGGUGUUCGUUGACGAGAGGAUAGACAUGACGGUCACGCACAGGGAUCACGACGGAAACGUGAGCUGGUCGAAGCAUUGGGGCCCCGAGAGAUUGGUGGAGAUCUACAGGGAGCCGAAAACUAGUCUUGGGCUGAGCAUCGUCGGCGGAAAGGUCGAUCUGCACAAUGGCAGCUCCAGCAAGUCACAGAACAUAUCCGGGAUAUUCAUAAAGAAUGUGUUGCCGAACAGUCCAGCCGGAAGGACCGGCGAGCUGAAGAUCGGGGAUCGAAUAAUCGAGGUCGAUGGCGUGGACCUGCGACACAGCACGCAUGAGCGGGCGGUUGAGGUCAUCCAAGCCGCCGGAAAUCCUGUCUGCCUUCUCGUCCAGUCUCUGGUGCACCUGAACAACGAGCACGGAGGGGAGGGGGAGGAGAGAAGGCAGAACGUUACAAGCCCGAGAUUGGCCGGAACACCCACGGCGCCCUAUUCUUCCUUAGAGAAGGGAGGACCAGUCUCGCCUGUUAGGUCCAUCACGCCGGAAGUAAUACAGGGAGGAAUCGAAGACGGGGAAAGGCAAAGUAGCUCAAGAUCAGAUUUCAAAAGGCAGAGUACAAAAGCUUCAGAUGGCGCGGGAUCCAGCACGCGAAGAUCCUCCAUGAAAAAGUCUAUGCGCAAGAAGGCGCCAUCACCGCCUUCCAAUCCGGGAAUAUUGCGAGAGGUGAGCGAGGAGAAAGAGGAUAAUGCGUCGAGACCGGAAAAUCCACCAAGACGGAAGUAUUCCUCGGACGAGAGCUCCGAAGAGGAGGAUGUGCGCGAGCUCGAGGGUAACGUUUACACGAAAGCUGGUAUGGAGAUUUCGAGGAAAAGCGCUGGAAAUGUGAAGCGUAGCAAAGCGGAAAUUGAAGCGGAUCCGGAGAAGGAGGACGAGUUCGGUUACACGAAUAUGAAAAUACAGAAGAAGUAUCAAUCGUUGGGGCACAAGGUGAUACUGGUUCAAGUGGAGAAAGACAGGCGUGGUCUCGGCAUCUCAUUGGCCGGGCACAAGGAUCGAAAUCGGAUGGCAGUGUUCGUUUGUGGCCUUAAUCCAAAAGGGGCAGCUCACAAAACUGGCGAGAUUUCAGUCGGCGACGAGAUACUCGAGGUAAAUGGCUGUGUUCUGCAAGGGCGAUGCCACUUGAACGCAUCUGCCUUAAUUAAAGGAAUGGCUGGCACGUCUUUCAAAAUCAUCGUUUUACGGAGGUCUGCUGCCCUUAACGACAUCGCUGUCAAGCCCAUUGUUCAAUUCCCCCCGACAUUAGACGAUUCUGACAUGUUCAACCAGUACAAAGGAGUUCGAAAUAUACCAGUGAAAAAGGGCCAAUACGGACUUGGAAUAAUGAUCAUCGAGGGAAAACACGCGGAAGUCGGUCAGGGUAUAUUCAUUUCGGACAUUCAGGAAGGCAGCGCCGCUGAGCAGGCCGGUUUGCAAGUGGGUGACAUGAUCCUUGCUGUCAAUAUGGAUUGUCUGUUGGGCUCGACUUACGACGAGGCCACGAGCCUUUUGAAGAAGGCAGAGGGUGUGGUGACACUCACAGUGUGCAAUCCUAAUCAAAGCAAAGUCGCUAAGGAGGAGGAGGACAGGGCAAAAGGCAUUCUACCGCCAGAAUCUGAACAGAAAAAAGAGCCGGAGAAACCACCGGAACCGGAACCACCGCAGGAUCCGAAAGAUUGUAAGAUAGCGUCUGGAAGGGAUACGACGAUAGAGUUCCAGAAGGAUAAGGACAAAGGCAUCGGGUUCAUCAUAGCUGGUGGAUCUGACACGCCGUUGAAAGGGGUGUUCAUCGUCGAAGUGUUCCCGGACGGUGCUGCCCAUAAGGACGGACGAUUGCAAGCUGGAGACCAGAUACUUGAAAUAUGCAGUCAGAGCUUCAAAGAGAUAGAGCACGACGAGGCACAUGCCGCCGUGAUGAAAGUUUCAGGAACUAUCACGAUGGUGGUGCACCGACAAGAGAAAGGGGAGGAAGAGAUCGAGGUAGAAUUGCAGAAGAAGUCGGGGAAAGGGGCUGGUCUUUGCUUGACGGGAUACAAAAGUGGGAAAGGGGCGUAUGUAUCUGAUCUGUUGCCUGGCGGUAGCGCCUUGGAAAGCGGAAAGAUCUGCAAAGGCGAUCGCGUGGUGGCAGUCGGUGGCCAGGAUGUUCGCGAAGCUCCGGUAGAGGACAUAGCGGUCCACGUGAAAGUUUCUAACCCGGUGCAAUUGAAGCUGGCCAGGUUCAAAUCCGCUAAGAAAUGACAGGGUUCCGCAGGCGGAACUCGAAAGGCGAGAAUUCGGGCGGCGAUCCCCAUCAGACACCACGGACUCUAGUGUGAUAUAACUGACUAUAUCAAAGUAAUUAUAAAUACUGUUUAUUAAGUAAUGCUAGAAGAGAGAGCGAGCGAGAGAGAGAGAGUGAAUGAGCGAAAGAGAGAAAGAGAGAGAGAAUCAAAGGACGCGAAUCUAAAAAUGCAAUCGUGAAAAAAAGAAAAAACUCUUUACAACUAUUCUUAGGAAACUCGAAUAAUUUCGGAUCUUGUUUAGCAAGAAAGAAAUAUAAAUAAUUAAAAAAAGAAGAAAAAAAAAACUUCGAAAUUUCGAGUCUCACGCGAUUUUAUAGCAAAAGAAAAAAAAGGAGAAAAAAAAAAGAAAAGGAAAGGAGAAAAAAAAAUACGCUGUCUCGAAUACCAAAUAUCGAUACGACAUUGUUAUUAUUAUCAGACGAUUUUCACUGUCUGUCACGUUGAACAUGUGUGGUAAUCGAUAAGGAUAUUCGCGACACCCGUUAUAUACACUUAUUAGAAUUAACGACACAGAGUAUUUAUGCAGUUAGAGCGAUAUUAUAUAUUAUAUACUAUACAUAUAUAUAUAUUGUAAUAGCCACGUGGACGUAUAUCACGGUGAUACGUUUCGUGAAAGAGGUAGAAACUUGCAUGAAAAAGUGUGCAUUGUUGUUGAUAAUAAUUUGAUUUAAUUAUGAAAAUCGAGUCGGAUCUUUUCUCUCGAGAGCUUCGUUCUCUUCUCAAGAAGAAUAAAAAAAAAGGAGAAGAAAAUCGAGAGUAAUUCGAUAGAUUGUUUUUCGAGAAAUUUAAGAAAAAAAAAGAAUUCAAACGAUUUUAAAAUAAAUUUAGAUCGAAAGUAAAUUUAAUCGGAUUAAAAUCAUUUUCUAUCUCACUUUGGAACAGAUGGAAAUUGUCAAGUGAAUUGAAAAUUAGAACAAAUUAAAGAAAAUUCAAUCAGUUUGAUCGAUCUGUUUCUCGAAUCGCUCCUCGUUCAAUAUUUAAUUAUCUUGGGAAGAGAAUUUUUUAUUUCCAAGGAAUGGAACGAAUGAAAGAUCAACUAUCGAUCUAAAUCGAUCGAAAUUUAAUUAAUUUCUUCCUAUCUUUGGAGAAGUUCCGGGCGGAAAGGUCCAGAAAAAGGAUAAAUUAAACCAAGGAUAUAUCGAAAUUCGAGUUUCUCCCUCUUUCAAAACUAAUCAAACCGUGUCUUCAUACGAACUCAGAGAUACUCUGGCUUGUACGUUUCGUAUCACUUACUUUUUAAGUUUAGGCGACAUUAGAGACCUUAGAGUAGAUCGCACGACACCGGACUGUCCGAAACCAUUUCCGCUGAAUUUUCAUACCGCUAGGGAAGACGAAGAUAGAGAGACAAAGGGAGAGAAAACUGAUAGGCAAAUUUUUUUUUUUUUUCCUUGAUUCUCUUCGAGAAAUCGUUUCUCGUCGAGAAACUUUCGAGCGAAAACACAGAGAAAAUUCGAAAGUUUUAUUACGAAGAAGCCGCGUUCACACUCGAUGCUUUCUUUUCAAUUAAAAUGUUAAGGAUUAUUUUCAAAAUAAACGCGUAUAUAAUUAAAAUUUAAGGCUUGUGUACUUGAAGCUUUAUUAGAGGAUUAGAAGAUGUUUUAGGAUAUAGUUACGAUCCCAAAGAGGCUAUACAUAUUGUAUAUACAAAAUAUUCGAUAAAUUAUCGGUUGCAAUAGAGAUAUCGAGUUACCAUUCCAAUAAAAAUUAUUGGAUAAUUAAUGAAGCAAUAACUGCAAUGAUUGUUCCACGAUAAUUUCGAGAGUUUCAAUAGUAAUAGAAAAAAAGGAUUGUUAUUUAUGAAUAAUUCUUUUUACUCUGUAUAUAUGAUAUCGGUAUUAUAUUGAAUAUAUCUCUACUCAACUCACGAUGUUCAUUAAUUUUCUUUUCUUUCAUUUACUCGCUUAUAUUUAAUUCGCUUGGUGUGAACGCGGCUUAAGACGAGAUACGAAACCUCAUUGCGUUUUUGUCAAUAUACGAAUAUCGUAGCAAUCUUUUUUUCCAAUCAAAAGAAAAAAGAAAAAAGAAAAAAAAGGCGAAGAGAUUUAAUGAAAAUGACUAAUGUCGAGAGGGGUAGACUGGCUUGUUGAUAGUUCAAUUUAUCCUAUUAUCCUAGUCGUUAGCGUAGAGAUCUUUCGAGGAUCGAGAAAAGCGAGGUUGAAAAGGAAGAAGAAUUUUCAAGCAUUAAUAUCGAGUUCGAGAUCGUGUUCGAUUUCGAUAUUCGUGUUAUUGAAAAUUUUACGACCGUGGUGGAAUUUGAAUUGCCUCGUGAAGCGUGCAACGGUUUAGAAGUAUGGAUCCAUCGAAGAAUAUAUAUACCGGGUGGCCCGUUUCGACGUAAUGGAAGAAAUUUUUAUUUUUUUAAUUCGAUUGUUUAUUAAUUAAGGUAUGUUAAUUUUGAAGUGGGCUCGAAUGAUAAAUGUAGUUAGAAUAUAGAUUUCGUGCAAUAAUAUUUAUUUAAUUUUUUUCAUUUAAUUUAUGUUGCGCAUCGAUGAUCCGAGCAUUUAUAUUAUUCGACUCGAAAUAUGGAUUACCAAUGUAAAUAUCCACCGUUAAAACUGUCGAUUGCGUUUCGUGCCGCUUUUGAUUUCGAUACAUCGCAUCGAAUUGAGAUAUCGAGGUCACGUUCUAAUAAAAUAGUCGUUAUAUGAAAUAGCAAAAAACUGGAAGGAAUGUUGGUCGGGACACAAUUCGCUUCGCUUAAUUUGAUCAUAUACCGAUUAGUUUCUUUUUCUUCCCGCCAAAAUUGGAAAUUUAAAACACAAAAAUUUCGAAAAUUCUAAUUCUAAUUCCAAACCUACGAGUUUUCCAAUUGAAAAAAAUUGAAAAUUUUAAUUUAAAAAUCGUACAAAAUUUAAAAUCAAAGAUUCGGAAGAAACUCGAAAAUUCUAAAAUUAAAAUAUUCUUACAAACGUUCUAUUAAAAAUUUCUCUGAUCAAUAAUAAUUCCAAGUUUCUGACCAAAUACUCAUAUUCCCUUUUCUUUUGUCGAGGAUGGAUCGAAAUCGAAGGUAAAUCAACAACCAUUGCACCAAGCAUUCGUGAUGAAGCGUUGCAAAACUACGUCGCGACGAUGAGGCAUCGAUUGUAAAAAAAAAAAAAAGAAAAAAAAGAAAAAAAAAUUAGAAAAAGAGGCGAGAAAAAAAUACAUAGUAUAUUAUAUAAAUAUAGAAAAGAGAGAGUGAGAGAGAAAAAGAUGUCGCAAGCAUUAUGAAAAAAAGCGUGUAUUAUUUAAAAGAAAGGAAGGAAAAAAGGAAGAGCGUAAAAGGAGCAUGAGAAUGAGAGACUUAUUAGAAGAAGCUUAGCGCUAAUUAUAUUUGCAAAUUGAAUAGAAUCGGGGUAUUAUAUUCGUAUAUAUACUCUUGUACACGCCUUCGAAAUUCGAGGAGCAAUACCGAUCGAGCCACUUUUACAAUCAACGACUCGAAUUAUUAUCAUUAUGAUUAUAUUCUCGCCAUUAUUCUCGCCAUUAUUAAUUACCACGAGUUAUUAUUAUCAUUAUUAAUUAUUACGAGUGAAUUAUAAUUAUAAUUCCUGUUAUCGCAUACACCGAUCAUUGUAGCGCGGCACUCUAUCAGAAGAUCACAACAAGGAGGAGCGUCACAGAAACGAGGAGACGAAAAUAAAGAAAAAAAAAAAUAAAUAAAUAAAAAAAUGAAAAA